This is a messenger RNA of Biomphalaria glabrata, 1393 nucleotides long. Its product is annotated as adipokinetic hormone/corazonin-related peptide receptor variant I-like. Gene Ontology annotation, molecular function: peptide binding; vasopressin receptor activity. Lineage: Eukaryota; Metazoa; Mollusca; Gastropoda; Planorbidae. Gene Ontology annotation, biological process: G protein-coupled receptor signaling pathway. The record is from RefSeq and is a predicted model, not a curated record. Gene Ontology annotation, cellular component: membrane. The coding region runs from base 209 to 1393 and encodes 394 amino acids. The transcript is spliced from 8 exons.
UUUCAUUGACUGCACGCUACUUUUUAAAAAAAUGUUACCAACCGCCUUUAAUUUGACUUGUACAUUAAUUGCUGUAGAGAGUUGUACUGUUAAGUUGUGUAGCAAUGUUUAGUUGGAAGCAUGGUCGUGUGUUCAACUUAAAGUAAUUAACACAUUCUUCAAAGGACUGAUACAAAUAUAUGUGGAUAUAGAACAACUGCUGGUCAGGAUGGUCAUACUUAAGAGACAUUGUUUCCAUAGUAACGGAUCAAGUGCUUUCCUUAACGUGGCUGAAAUGGACACGCUAAAGCUAGUGACGUCAUUGACGAUGAACGCCUCGGACGAAGACCUUGACAUUUUAACACCGUCGAGGCCCGGUUGGGAGGUAGACUACGAGCUUCUUCUUGGGCCAAACGUGACCUGCCUCACCGAGGAGCUGACGUUGCCUCGGGAGAUGACCUUCACCGAGGACAACAUGUUCUCCGUGGUGGCCUACUGCUGCCUCUUUGUAGUCUCCUUGGUGGGCAACCUCAUGGUGUUCACCACCCUGUGGGGCAGCAGGCACUCCAGAGUGAACCUUUGCAUACUGCAUCUGUCCAUAGCGGAUCUGUUCGUGGCCUGUGUCUUCUUACCUCUUGAGACCACGUGGCAUAUCACUGUGUCCUGGAGAGCCGGGGAUAUAGCCUGUAGAAUUUGUAUGGCUCUCAGGGCGUUCGGCUUCUACCUGUCGUCCAACAUCAUAAUGGUCAUUGCCAUUGACCGCUACAUGUCCAUCGUCCAUCCCAUGAUGCUGAGCGGCUCUAUUAGACGCUGUAAGAUAAUGCUAGUGAUAGCCUAUGUGGUCAGUUUAGUCUACAGCUUACCUCAAAGCAUCAUAUUUCACAUAGAACGCCAUCCAAAUUUCCCGUGGUUCCUGCAGUGCGUCACGUUCAAUUUCUUCCAGAACGACAGCCAGGAGCUGGCCUACGACAUGUUCAGCUUUGUGGCAGUGUACGUCAACCCUCUGUUGGUCAUAGUCAUGGCGUACACUCUCAUCUUAAUCAAGCUCUCCAGACAACAAGGUGUCCACGAGGCGAUGACCACACUGUCCAAGAGCACUCGCAGACAAUGGAGGCAUCCCUGUAUCUUCCCUCCACAUAAACAGUUGAUAUCCCAUGGGUCUGUCACAAGUUAUCCGGAAGUGAGGUGGUCGACGGCCAGCUACUUGUCCAACGCCAAGAUGAGAACUCUCAAAAUGACGUCAUGCAUUGUAGGCGUUUUUAUCUUGUGCUGGACUCCAUAUUUCGCCAUCAUUCUGUACCACUGGAUCGCUAAAGAAUCUGCCAAGGCAUUGAAUGAUAAAGUCAAACGCGUUCUAUUUAUAUUUGCUGUCUCCAAUUCAUGCAUGGAUCCUUUAGUAUACGGUAAGACUUAA